AUGGCCCCCGUCCCCCGCGUUUACUCCAAGACCUACAAGGUCCCCCGUCGUCCUUUCGAGUCGGCCCGUCUUGACUCGGAACUGAAGAUUGUCGGCGAGUACGGCCUGCGCAACAAGCGUGAGGUGUGGCGUGUCCAGCUCACCCUGUCCAAGAUUCGUCGUGCUGCUCGUGAGCUUCUCACCCUCGACGAGAAGGACCCCAAGCGUCUUUUCGAAGGUAACGCUUUGAUUCGCCGUCUGGUCCGCAUCGGUGUCCUCGAUGAGUCUCGCAUGAAGCUCGAUUACGUCCUGGCCCUCCGCGUUGAGGACUUCUUGGAGCGUCGUCUUCAGACUUGCGUCUACAAGCUCGGUCUUGCCAAGUCCAUCCACCACGCCCGUGUCCUGAUCAAGCAGCGUCACAUCCGUGUCGGCAAGCAGAUCGUCAACGUCCCCUCCUACAUGGUCCGCCUGGACUCCCAGAAGCACAUCGACUUCGCCCUUACCUCCCCCUACGGUGGUGGCCGCCCUGGCCGUGUCCAGCGCAAGAAGGCUGCCGCUGCUGCCGGUGGUGGUGACGACGAGGCUGAGGAGGACGAGGAGUAA
Messenger RNA from Aspergillus tubingensis, 582 nucleotides. Its product is annotated as 40S ribosomal protein uS4. Gene Ontology annotation, biological process: translation; positive regulation of translational fidelity. The transcript is spliced from 6 exons. NCBI's taxonomy places the organism in Eukaryota, Fungi, Ascomycota, Eurotiomycetes, Eurotiales, Aspergillaceae. The record is from RefSeq and is a predicted model, not a curated record. Bases 1 to 582 code for a protein of 193 amino acids. Gene Ontology annotation, cellular component: cytosolic small ribosomal subunit. Gene Ontology annotation, molecular function: structural constituent of ribosome; rRNA binding.